Molecule: messenger RNA, 1166 nt
Organism: Mustela erminea (ermine)
Lineage: Eukaryota; Metazoa; Chordata; Mammalia; Carnivora; Mustelidae
Exons: 3
Coding region: 1-708 (235 amino acids)
Source: RefSeq, a predicted model, not a curated record
AUGCCCUCAGACAAACAGCCUGCGUGCCACAGGGGCCCUCGGCCCUCCAACCAGAGGGCCAGGCCCCGGCUGAGCCCGCCCACCGCCCACGCCCUGCGCCGGCAGUUCAAGCUACGGCUACCCCUAGGGCUCCACCGCACGCCCGCAAUUGUUCGAGACUCCCGCGGUUUCAGCCCAGCCGCAGCUCCGCCGCCCCGGCGUCUCUCUGCCACCCUUACUCCCGUCCGGCCUCCAGGAGAGGAUCCUGUAUCCCCAGCCGAACUCCCGGACACGGCUGUGGCCCCGAGGUUCCCGCCCGGAGGCCGGCAGCGGGUCUCCGGCGGCUGCGCCCCCCCCUACCCUGCGGGAGACGCGAGCCGGAGGCGGGGCGGGCUCCGCGGGUCCUGGCAGCUGCGCGCUGCGUCCUCGGAGUUCGGCUCGGCCCGCCUCGCCCGCGCCGCUCUUCGGCGUCCCCGCCCGCUCCGCGGCGGAGAAUGUGUCACCGUAGGCAAUAUGUUUUCAGAGGUUUAUUUUCUAAACACCUCCAAUGACUAUUUCAGUUUUCCACGCUUGCUGUGCAUGCAGGAUGUUGAGGCGGCUGUUACUUCGGCCGGCUUAGCUUUUAGGAAACUAGGACCCACUUCAAACUUACUACGGCAGGAAGCGCGCUCGCGGCCGGGGUCUCGAGAAUUGGAAUAUCCGGGAUUUUACUGUAUUUUAUACUUUUGAGUUAAAAGUUCAGACUGAACUCCUCACUCUGAUCCAAAACAGACAAGAAAAAACUCCCUAAGAAGGCCUUUAUAUGAGGUUGAAUGUGACUCCCCAAAAGAUAUGUCCACCCAGAACUUGUGAAUGUGACCUUAUUUGGAAAAGGGGCUUUUGCAAAUGUAACUAAGGUUCUGGAGAUGAAGUCAUGCCUGAUUUCCUACUAGUCCCUAAAUCCAAUGACAAGUGUCCUCAUAAGAAAAGGAAAAGAUACAUAGGGAGGAGAAGGCAAUGUGAAGACAGAGCCAGAGAUGGAAGUGAUGCAUUUACAAGCCAAAGAAUGCCAAGGAUUGCCAGCAACCACAAGAAACUAGGGGAGAAACAUGGAGCAGAUUCUCCCUCAGUACCUCUGUGAGAAGCCAACCCUACUGACACCUCGAUAUUGGACUUCUGGCUUCCAGAAUGUGAGGGAAUAAUUUUCU